AUGCCCAGCAUAGCACACAACUGGAUGAGACUAGCCCAGGACCAGAAGUGGCAAAAGAGAGGCCUAUACUCAGCAGAGGGCGAUAAAGGGCUGAUAUAUGAUGAUGAUAGCACAGCCUUAGGCAUGACGUUUAGCCCUAUUCAGUCUCCCCCCGAACAGCCAUGGGACCGCACGCGCGCUGAACUAACACAGUUCAUAGAAACCAGGAAAAUAAACGGAAUAUCAGUGAAAUGUGUCAGUGAGUGCCUCAAGAUGGGAGUGGACAGCUUACCUCCGCCGAACAUAGAAGCGGGCGCCGGCGAGGGCCCCGGACCCCCUUCCAACAACAACACAGAGGCUACUGCGUCCCCCCCUAGAGAUGAUAACCAUAAUGCUGCCCCCACGCCCCGAGCGAGGCCCCUCACACCAUCAGACGCCCUCAAAAUGUACGGCGACCGGCUCUCAGAAUGGGAGCGGACGGAGGUCCGAAAGUACCCCGAGGUGUGGUUCCUGGGCCUGGAGGCCAGCAAGAUCCAGGCCAAGUCCAGUCUGCCUAACAACUGCGGGUUCGAUGACGAGAACGGGAGCUACAAUAAGCAAAUCCACGACCACGUGGCGUACCGCUAUGAGAUUCUGGAGGUGAUCGGCAAGGGGUCGUUCGGGCAGGUCAUCCGGGCGCUCGACCACCGGACAGGAGGUCAAGUGGCCAUCAAGAUUAUACGUAACAAGAAGAGGUUUCACCACCAGGCCCUAGUGGAAGUGAGGGUGCUGGACCACCUGAGGCUCAAGGACAAGGACCAGGCGCACAACGUCAUACACAUGCUCGACUACUUCUACUUUAGGAACCACCUCUGCAUCAGCUUCGAGCUGAUGAGCAUCAACCUGUACGAGCUAAUAAAGAAGAACAACUACCAAGGCUUCAGCUUGAGCCUGAUCCGGCGGUUCGCCAGUUCGCUGCUCCGGUGUCUGAGGCUACUGGAGGCGGAGAACAUCAUACACUGCGACCUGAAACCGGAAAACAUCCUCCUAAAAGCGCGAGGCAGCUCGUCCAUCAAAGUGAUAGACUUCGGCAGUUCGUGCUACACGCACGCACGUGUGUACACAUACAUACAGUCACGGUUCUACCGCAGCCCUGAAGUGAUACUGGGGUUGCAGUACGGAGCCGCUAUCGAUAUGUGGAGUAUGGGAUGCAUUUUAGCAGAGCUUCACACGGGGUACCCCCUCUUCCCGGGAGAAAACGAGGCGGAACAGCUAGCGUGCAUCAUGGAACUCUUGGGCCCUCCUCCACCGGACCUACUCAUCCACGCCACCAGGAAACGACUGUUCUUUGACUCAAAAGGCGCGCCCCGCUCAGUGACGAACUCGAAGGGACGUAAGCGGCGGCCGGGCUCACGGACGCUGGCGGCCGCCGUGCGGACGGACGACCCCGCCUUCUUACACUUCCUGCAUCGGUGUCUAGAAUGGGACCCAAAGCGGCGCAUUACGCCCAACGAGGCGUCCCGGCACGAGUUCGUGACCGGCUGCCCGCUGGGCUCGACGCCCGCGGGCGUGCUGGCGCUGCCGCGCCUGGCUCCCCCGAGGCCUGCGCGCGCGCUGCUGCACAGCCAGUCGGCCGGCGACGUGGCCGCCAUGCUGGGCCGCGCGUGA
This is a messenger RNA of Leguminivora glycinivorella, 1626 nucleotides long. RefSeq names its product dual specificity tyrosine-phosphorylation-regulated kinase 2 (gene Dyrk2). Gene Ontology annotation, molecular function: ATP binding; protein serine/threonine/tyrosine kinase activity; protein serine/threonine kinase activity. Lineage: Eukaryota; Metazoa; Arthropoda; Insecta; Lepidoptera; Tortricidae. The coding region runs from base 1 to 1626 and encodes 541 amino acids. Gene Ontology annotation, biological process: peptidyl-threonine phosphorylation; peptidyl-serine phosphorylation. The transcript has 11 exons. Gene Ontology annotation, cellular component: nucleus. The record is from RefSeq and is a predicted model, not a curated record.